Arabidopsis lyrata subsp. lyrata is the source of this 1260-nucleotide messenger RNA. Its product is annotated as abscisic acid receptor PYL8. Gene Ontology annotation, cellular component: nucleus; cytoplasm. Gene Ontology annotation, biological process: abscisic acid-activated signaling pathway. Bases 312 to 893 code for a protein of 193 amino acids. The transcript has 3 exons. NCBI's taxonomy places the organism in Eukaryota, Viridiplantae, Streptophyta, Magnoliopsida, Brassicales, Brassicaceae. Gene Ontology annotation, molecular function: abscisic acid binding; signaling receptor activity; protein phosphatase inhibitor activity. The record is from RefSeq and is a predicted model, not a curated record.
UUUGUUGGAGGAUUCUUCUCUCUCUCUCUCUUUCUCUCUCUCUCUCUCUCUCUCUCUCUUUCUCUCUUCUUCUUAUCUCCCUCCAAAGACGGCGACUGUAAUCUUUCAUUUCUUCACAUUAACGCUUUCAUCGGAAGAUCUCGCCGGAAAAACCUUCUCUGAAAUCAGAUCUCUUACGAGUCCAAGCUCUAUCUCACCUUUUUCUUUGUUGUGUUGCUUUUUUCACUCUCUGCGAGACGAAUUUGGCGCUGUUAUUGUUCUGUGUUGAGAUUUGAAACCGUGGCUUAAGAAGGAGGAAGAAGAAGAAGAAGAUGGAAGCUAACGGGAGUGAGAACUUGACGAAUCAGAAUCCGAAUCUGGAAAGAGAGUUUAUUAGGAGACAUCAUAAUCAUGAGCUUGUUGAGAAUCAGUGUAGCUCUACGCUUGUUAAACAUAUCAACGCUCCUGUUCAUAUUGUGUGGUCACUUGUGAGAAGAUUUGAUCAGCCACAGAAGUAUAAACCAUUUAUCAGUAGGUGUGUGGUGAAAGGAAACAUGGAGAUUGGUACAGUAAGAGAAGUUGAUGUCAAAUCAGGUUUACCAGCUACUAGAAGCACUGAGAGAUUGGAGUUACUUGAUGAUAAUGAGCAUAUUCUCAGUAUCAGAAUCGUUGGUGGUGAUCACAGACUUAAGAACUAUUCUUCAAUCAUUUCUCUUCACCCUGAGACUAUAGAAGGAAGAAUAGGGACACUUGUGAUUGAGUCAUUUGUCGUUGAUGUACCAGAAGGAAACACAAAGGAUGAGACUUGUUACUUUGUUGAAGCUUUAAUCAAAUGCAAUCUUAAAUCUUUAGCUGAUAUCUCUGAACGUCUUGCGGUUCAAGACACCACAACAGAAUCCAUCAACAGAGUUUAAAGAUCUAAGGAGUAAGAAACUAUUGAAUCAGAGAGAUUUUGGUUGCCAUGGAUGAAGCUCUCAAAAGGGAAAAAGAGAGAGCGUGAGUGAGUCUCUUUGAGGAUGGACAAGGCAAAAAAAAUGUCAUCAUUUUACCAGUUACAUAAUAAGUUUCUCAUUUGCUAUUUUUGGGGUCAUUUCACUUUCAACCCUCUCUUUUUUUUUUUAUGUGUCUAAUUUAAUGAAUGUGUUUUUGGUUUCUUCUCUAUAGAACCAAAAUAUGAUUUUGGAGUUUGGCUUUAGCCACUUGCAGGAAUCUUUUACAAUUUGCAGAGACAUGUUAAAAGUGUGUGUGAUCAUGGGGUUCCACUCUCUUCUUCCUUUUUAA